This is a messenger RNA of Durusdinium trenchii, 12114 nucleotides long. NCBI's taxonomy places the organism in Eukaryota, Dinophyceae, Suessiales, Symbiodiniaceae. The record is from the annotation of a GenBank genome assembly.
AUGCAGGUGCUUCUAGCAGCUUCAGCUGGCACGGAUGCGCGAGUGGUGAUUACCGGGGCCACUGGGGGCAUUGGACAAGAACUGGCGGAGCAGCUGCUGCGUAAUCCUUCGGUGCACCUGCUCUUGGGCUGCCGAGAUCAUUUGAAAGCCCAACGGCUCUUUCAAUCCUCUGAGCGGACGAAGGUCCAUCGCUUGGACCUCUUGGAUCCCGAUUCCGUGCAAGCCUUUGCCGACGAGGCGCACCUGUUCCUUGCGGGUGGUGAAAGUGGACUGAGGAUGCUGGUGAACAAUGCCGGUGUCAUGCGACCACCAGUGAGUCAAAGUAAAGGAUGGCCAUGGCAGCUGGGGCACAAUGAGGAGCACAGCUUUGAGGAGAACCUCACUGGUGUGGAUCCCGGCGGUGACACAGAGCCGCCCAGCAACAACACCCACCAGAAGGGUGAUUUCUGGUGGUUUGAGGGGACGAUCUGGGGCUUUUGGUGGAGUGCCGAUGGCUUUGGAGAAGAUGCCCCAUGGUUCGGGACGCCGGAAUCGCCCGGACGCCUGCGGAGCGACGGUGGUUGGGCUGGUUACUUCGUGGACGGCAUUGGAGUGCAAGCUUUCGGUAGCUGGUGGCCCUGGGUGGCCUACUUUGUCAUGAUCACCUUCCUGACCGGGAUUCUCGGGAUCUUGACGUACAGCCUGCACACCUUGACGGGACCCUGCAGGGCUUUAGGAAGAGGGGUGCACGCCCUUUGCGGCCUAUGCUGUUGCAGGAGGCGCGAUGAUCUUGAAGCCCACUUACCCAGUGCAAGGCCGUUGAUGAGUGAGAUCGAAUGGCAUGGACCCAAGACAGGUUGGCCGACGGAGACCAGGUAUUUGCAGCAGCGCUUGAAAGGGCGUGGCAGCCGGCGACGCUUGAAUGACGUGGUGGUUCGUCGCGGUGGACACGUAGCUCGGCUGCUUCAGGAAGAGAGCAUGCUGAAACGGAUUGACAGCGAUGGACUACGUGUGAAAUUCAAUGGAGUCUCUGGUUGCACCUCUCGGCAGUUCAGACGAGAACUUGAAGAAGCAGGCGAAGUUCACCUUUGUCGACAACUUGAAUGCCGAGCUGAUCAUAGCAUGCACAUCCAGGAGUUCGCCGGAGUUGAUCAUGAGGCUCUAUUAGAUCUACAUCGUUACGCACAUGGGUCACCACGUUGGCUUCUUGGUCUACUUGGACGAGGGCUUUGGCGCGCAGUUGGGCUGGUGGCGAGACUCACUCGCUGCUGCUGCCGCAUCUGUUGUGUGAAAAAGGGGACCCGUGUCAUUCGUGAUGAAGAAGGACGUGAACGGAUGCUUGACCCUGAUUCGGAGUCUGAGGUGGAGGGCGACGAGUCAUCGUGCCAAGGAGUGCGGAUUGGAUUGGUGAUCGAAGGUGAAAUGAGGCCCUUGGCACCUGAUGGUUGCAAUGACAUGGCCACGCAGGAGGAGACCACGCUGCUGGACGAGGACAUCGAGGUCUCGGAUGUGCGGCCGCCUGGACCAGGUCAACUUGCUCGCAUACCCCUCUGCGCUCAUCAUCGCCAAGUAUAUCAGGGGGCAGCAGCUAAACGGAAGUGUGGAGUGCUGACAUGUCACAAAGCGUCCAAGGGAGCACGGCGUGGAGUCCCGCUCUGCUACGACCAUCUUUGUGAACAAGGAGGGUCGGGACUGAGGAAAGACAGCCCCCAUCCUAACGGGAUGCUCCAAGGGCUUAGGCGGAGGUUCGUGAAGAGAUCAACGAGUCGGAGUCGGAGCCCAGCACCGGAGCAGCAGCCGGACGGAGGUGGCCUUGAGAAGCGCCAGGACCCCGGAGGAGUUUGGAACAAGAAGGAGAGUGGCAUGGCACCUAUGAGGUCGAGCUCUGUCGACCUGGGCAAAGUGAUGAUUCCAUCGCCACCCAGGGGCAUGCUCGAUGAAGAGGAUGUCAUGGGGAAGCCCGUGUGGAUGAAGAUUAAGCUUAACUACUUGGAGGGCCAGCGAGAAUGUGAAUGGAUCAUGUGCAUGGGCGAACUCGUGGGCUACACACCUGGAGGAGUUCGAGGUGAUCGGAAGCUCGAGAUUCACGUCAAGUACCUUGAGACCACCAUCGUUGUCGACCCCAAGUACCUGGAGGACAUGACUGAGGCCAAGAAUGUGGAGGAGCCCGACCCUCUCAAAGCUCAGCUUCUGAUCAAUGACAUCCCGCAGGACGCUGCAGGCAUCGGCUUGGACGUAAAGGGCUACAUUGUCCCGGAGCAUCUGAUCCAGCGCUUGAAAUCGUGGGAGGGGCGGACCAUUGGCAGCGGUAGACGCCUAAACCAGUUGCAGAUUGACUAUGUCAAGAAGAACAUCUCCACCCUGGUGCGGAAACACAGUGCGGGCUUUGUGAACGGAGAAAUCUGGCCUAGUUGGCCAGCUGAAGCUGAGCUCGGGCUUGAUGUGCAGGUUCGUGGACGUGCUGAAGCUCAACCUUUCGGAGCCCGGGAGGAGCCGAGGAAGAGAUCACGGAGCCGGAGCCAUAGCUUAGCCAGGGUCAUGAGAGAAGAGGACGAAGUGAAGCAGAAAAUGGAGGUGGAUGCGGCCGGAGACGCUGAGGGCGACGAGAUGACCGGUGAGGGCGUUGUCGAGGCCUAUGCGACGGCCUUAGCGUCAGGCCAAACCCAUCAGGAGGCGCUCGACACGAUCCAGAUGAUCUUCGAAGUGGACUUCAGCGCCGUCCAGAGCAUCCUGAGGAACUACAUCCGCAGGAACUGUGGGAAGCAAAAUGAGCAAGUUGAGGUGGCGAUCAGGAUCCUCAAGGGCGCGGGAGCAUCAAGCUACAACGUGGCCAAGGAGGAGACCAAGCCGCCUACUGCACAACCGGAUCAACCAGCACCAAGUGAGAAGAGGUUGCAGACGACCUCAGACAAGCUGUUUCCAUCACACUUCGGAUCAGUGAAGGAUGAAAGCAGCCUCAUUCGCCCAGCGGGCAGCUCUAGCACCCAGAACCCCUUGACAGUGAGUGAUGGGGUGGUGGGACAACUCUUUGGGCUUGGGAGCAAGUUGGACGACACCUCGACACGUGCCGGAGCCGGGGGUGACGAAGAAGAUGGACAGAUGGGAGCCCGCGUCGUGCAUGCUUUGGAGGGCCUCCGAAAAGCCACUGAAGGAGACAAGAAGGGCAACCCGGGGACGAGAAGCGCCAUUGGGUCAGAGGAGGGCCUGGACGUCUACUUAGCUCGGGGAUGCAACACCCUGACCGUGGAGGUCUGCCCUGACGUCACCGGGAAGGAGCUGUUCGAUGCCCUGAAGAGAGCUUGCUCGCACGCCAAGGCCAAGCUGCAGCAGAUUGAGUGGCCCUGCCUGGUGACGAAUGGCAUUGCCUAUGGACUCGCGGCCAUGCAGCAUGGUGGGAAAGAUCACACCACGCUGGCGCCGUGGCAGCUGAGCGUGGCGCAUGCAGUGACGGCCAAGCCAAGAGACUUCGAUCAGUAUGAGGCGCCCAAGGACGACAAGAUCGAGCCGAAGCCAAGGUAUCCAACCCACUUCGCUACCUGGUUGAAGCAGGCGAAGAACGAGAUCAAGAUGAUCGGGUCAGUGUUGGGUCUGGAGCAUAAGAAAGAACGGCUUAAAGCCUUGGAUCAGAUCGAGAGAGCUCAUGAGCAGGACUCGGACGUUUGGCCGGAGAACUACUGCUACAGUUUGUGGGAGGAACUCAAAGCCGGUGGCGAUGAUGAUCGCGUGGGACGAGGCCGAGACCGUGGCGGUGACAAAGACAAGAAGAAGAAGGAGAAGGAGCGAGACGAGAAGAAGGCCUACCCAGCCGGUAAGCGGCUGCGGCCAAAGGAGGCUGCGGAGUCGGUCAAGCAUGGACCACGGACGAAAGAAGGAAAGCCUAUCUGUUGGGAUGGUGCCACACACAUGGGCUGCAGCAGGGGCAAAGAUUGCAAUCACGCUCACCAACCAAUCACCACUACGAAGGGCCUGCAUUGGACGGUUCUAGCACAGUUGAUUCGCCGUGGUGGACUGAAGAGUGGUCCGAUGAUCCAACCCGGUCAAGUUGAUGGCAGGAUCGCACAGUUGAGGGCGCAGGCAAAGGCGGAGCAGGAUGAGAAAGUGAAGGAUGGCGGCGCUCAGAAGCAAGGGUGGCUUCCUCCGGAAGAAUAUGAAGGAGUUCAAUACACCCAGCUGGAAGAUGAGCUCCGGGAAUUGACCCGGGGGCCGGACGUGAACUGGCUCAGAGACCCGAUGCUUGACGGAGGGCAAAAACGACACAGCACCUGGGAGAAGCGGGUGGAACAUCCUGAAGCCCAGCGCCGCCUCAGAGUCCUCGAAAGUAUGGAGAAGGCUGGCGUGUUCGCCAGGUUGAGCAGUUGGUCCAGCUAUCUUCAGUCCCAUGUGCGGGGCAGGAUGCUCAACGCCGUCAUUGAGAAGCAGGAGAUGACGAUCGAUGACGUACUCCUUGAGGCUACGGAGAAGGGGUGCCCUGAGUUGGCGCAGGAGGCGGAGAAGGUCCUCAGCGAGGAGCGAUCAGUCGGAUGGGCCGAUGACGAGAAGCAAGCUUGGAUCAGUGCACCAAUCUGGCAGAAAGACAAGGGCUAUGGAGAAGGGAAGUUCGAGUUCCAGUGCGGAGCAGAAAGGAUUUGUUGGCGCUACCUGGACUAUAAGGACAAGUUGCCAGCCUCAGACGAGCUUGCGAGUGCUUUGGGACUUCAGCCUGGAGAAGAUGAAGAACGCCAAUGCCUUGUCCUUCACCCUGCAGCGGGCGUCUUGCUUUGGGAAGGCGAUUGGGACCCAGAGCGCAGACCAGGCAUCGAGGAGGUGAGGCAUAAGGCACAGGAGUUCAGAGCAGCGCUUUGGGACGAAGCAGCACGAGCAAUUGCGGAACUGGGGGACCCAGCCCCUUGGAUCAGUGCUCGCGAAGCGGAGAUCCGUGGCUACGCACAUGACUGCCUUCGAGCCAACCACGACAAGGACUACAGACUGUUUCAGGCCUUCGUGAUUGAGGAGCUGCGUGAUGUGACGCUGCAAUGCUGGAGAUUGAACUGCCGUGGACAAUUUCAAGUGGAUCACCUCGUUGGCAGCAACCCUGGCAGUGAAGGACAGAUCAUCCCCUUUCUGAUCCAUGGCGGGCACAUCAGGCUCUUGGUGCCCAAUGAGAAGGAGGAACCGGUCAAAGUGGCAGCACAGUUGACGCUUAGUGGCCAGACAGAUCGAGAAUGGCAAUGUGAAGGUUGGAGAGAGUUCCUGGCUAAUGAGGAUACAGCAGCCCCAUUGGUGCCAGGGAAGCGACCGAAGUGCCCGAGAUGUAUGGAUGGCAACCUGAAGCAAGGUAAAGCACAACCACAGGUCCCUUGGAGCUUCAAUGAGCAUCCCAUCGACACGCAAGAGCUGAUCCUGAUGGGGGCCCAGAUGCCUUUGAAGCACAGGAACUUGGACGAAAGCAAUGGGCGAAGCGGGGCCGUGGCAAGUCGCUACCUCCAAGCCGCGAUGGAGCUUCCAGGCCCGAACGCAGCGAAUAUCUGGGAAUUUGGAACGCCCUGCACAAGCUACUGUGACUUCAACAUCCUGAAUGGGGGAACACGUAGCUUUGCCUCGCCUGAAGGAGGACCAGUUCCAACGCAGAGCGAAGAGGAGGGCAACUAUUUCUGUGAGCUGACUGGUCGACUCUGCCAAUCGCUCUACGAUCACGACAAGGAAUUCGUGCUCGAGUCGUCGAUGCCCUCUGGAAGGUAUCCCAAAAUUUGGGAUCAGCCAGCGAUCCAACGCCUGCAACAAUCCACUGGAGCGCUCAUCGUGCCCACCCACUUGUGCGAAUGGGGCGCAUCACCGAGCGACAAGCCCGAGAUGAGAUACAAGAAGGGUCAGUGGAACUUAGUUUCCCCUGGACUAUACCUCCAUGCAUUGUUGCUAGCUCGUCGUUGCCAAGGGAAGCAUCGCCACAUGGACGUCAAGGGUGAGUCGGACAUCCCAGGAGUGCCCCGGACAAGGCGAGCGCAGGUGUAUCCGGCACGCCUUUGCAAGGGCUGGGCGCUCGUAGUGCAAGCGGCCUAUGCCGGCUGGGACACUAUGCAGGUGGCGCAAGCUUUGGAGGUCAUUCAGGAGGACGAUGGCCGAGAAGGGACACUUCCAUACAAGGUGAACGAUGCGGCAGUGCUGAAGGCUCAGAGUUCCAAGGGGGAUUGGUGGGACUACCAGGAGGACACCCUCUUCCUUGUGCGCCACCACGUGAUGCCCCGGAGGAACAUGUUCGGCUCGCAUUACGGAGACUGGAUAGACUGUCCGGUCUCAGACCACCUGAUCCGGAGUGAUCGCAGGACCUGGAUGUUUCCUCAGAGGCGUGACUUGGCCGAGACUACCCCACACGAAAGAGUUUUCUUGGACAACUGGCGGGUGGACUUGGCACGGCUCCGUGACAUCCCUGACUCGAUUGAGGCGGAGUAUGCUGAUUGGACAGGAGCCACCACGUUCUACCUCUACGACCCGGAGAUUAGGCCGGAGCUUGGGAGGCACGCUGAACAUGGGCGAGAAGAAGGUGAAGGUGAGGGCGCUCAGCAUGAAGCAAACGAUGGCCUACAGCCCGGGCUCCCUGAAGGGCGUGACUAUGUUCCAGUCUUCCGGGCACCGCAGGAGUUCGAGCCACCCUCCCAGGCUCAAGUGGAGGCAGCAAGACGGUACUACCCUGGAGGUGGGGUGUGGGACCCUUGGAAUGGAGGCCGCAUUGAGGGUGAGGAGCAGGACAACGAUGAGGUGGCAGACCGACCCAGGAGUUCGAACGAGCGAGCCAGGCGUUCCAGAUCAAGGUCAAGGGAGCGUACUACAGCUCGGGGAGGCGACGGAUCUGACCGGAGAGUGGGCUACUUGGCGGCAUCCUAUGUGCUCGAGCAGGAGGAGGAGCAGGCAGGUGGAUGGCUUGACCUUUGCACGGAGUUCGAGGAGUCGCAUCAGGUUGGCUAUGAGGAUACCCAGGCCAAGAAUGAGGGCGUGAGCAAAGAGGUCCUCGACAGAGCCUUGAAGUACAUGGAGCAUUGCAGGGAGCACCCCAAGUACGACGCCAAGGUGAUCAAGACCGCUGUCAGGCUGGGUGACGACCUGCUGAGGACGGCCAAGACACUCGAGAAUGCGAUGAGGGGCCUUCGUGAGGCAAGACGCAAGGUGAUUGGGAUUCCUACCAGUGGCGCAACGUCGAGAGAGGUCCUGGACUGCUUGGAGGCCGACCAUGCCGACUACCUCAAGGCCAUGAAUGAAGAGGGUGUGCGGACACGCAGGUAUUACCCACCAAGGAGGUUGAGAGCAGAACCUUACCCAUCAGCCGUCGACCACCUCGAGGAGAUGUACCAGAAGGCUUGGAAAGAUGGUCAGUGGGGCAUUGUACUCUUCGCCUCGGACAUGACGGAGGAGUGCACCAAGACUCUCAUCGAGUGCCCGCAGGGGCGCGUACCCAAACAGCUGCCAGAUAGGAGCAUCAGUGCCGAGGGGCGACCCAUCCAUGCAAUGAUGACCGCAAAUGCAGCCACCCACAAAUACCAGCACCCGCCGGCCGUGCAACCGCGCCAUCGGCAGAUCGCCCGGAAAGCGGUUUGGUGGAGAGCUCGCCACCCAGGCAUCAGAUGCCUCAUAGCCAAGCUGGAUGUUAGCAGGGCCUUCAAGUGGCAUGAUGUGGCGCCAGAGGACACUUCGGACUUUGGCAGCGCCCUUCCAGGUGAUCCAGUGGGUGUGGAAGGAAGAGUGAAGAUGAUCUAUGGAGGCCUUCCUUUCGGCUGGUGCGGUGCACCCGGUGAGUACAUGGCGUUCGCUCUGGCAGGAAGGGCUUACCAUGAAAGCUUCAAGCCCGCCGAGGAGACCAUCAAUGGCCCGAGCCCGUUCUCAUCAGAGUGGCUGAUGGACGACAGCGUUGUUGUGGAACCCCUGGUGGGCGUCCGCCCUUGGCAAGCUGUGGAUUCACUUGGACAUGCCAUCGAGAAGAUCUGGGGUCAGGACGCCUUGAACCUCGAGAAGCAGAUCGAGGAGGGCACACCCGCGACGGAACAGAUCGUCUGGGGCUUGUUCAUGAACGUCGACAACAUGACCAUUAGGCUACCUGAGCCGAAAGCAUUGAAGAUGCGCUACCUACUUGCGCUCCCUGAGCUUCAAUAUGGAGGACGCUUGGUGCGCUUGAGGGUGGCCCAGGAGCUUCGGGGGCUGGGUCAAUAUGCGGCUAUCACUAUACCACCCCUGCGCACUGAACUCAGUACGAUCGACCUCUUCCUGUGCCCCAAUCGCUGCGAGGGUGGCUACAUCCGGCCGAAUGUCAACGAUGAGGAAGGUUCAGAGCGAGCCUGGCGUUGCUGGGACGAGAUGCUGGCCUUGCUGAGGCUUUGGUUUGAAACUCCCUACGCAGGGUCGUUUGAGGCCUCAAUGGAAAGCAUGUUGACAACACGUGAGCUCCUGGCGCUACCCGGGAUGAGUGAGAGGCUGCGCUGGGUUGGAGGAGACGCCACGCCGGAGGUGGCGGGCGCACUCGAUUGGAAGACCAAGCGCUACAUGCGGGAGGACGCAAAGGAGAUGCUGCAGGCCAUGGGCAAGGUUCCAGAGCUUGUUGACGACCCGGAGAUGAAGAUUGCCCUGGCGGAGCUCCUAUGCUUUGUUGGCCUAGCAGCAGCCGAGAGUGGUGAAUGGCACGGUGAAUUGAUUGCCUAUGCGACUGACAAUCAGAACGUGCGCUCCUGGCUGACGAAGCGUCAGUCAAAAUGUGCAGUGGCUCGCCACAUGCUUCGGAUCUUGGGCAUGCUGGAGGUUCGCUUCCACUUCAAGACGGUGGCCUUCUAUAUCCGGACGUAUCACAACAUCACCGCGGACUGGUUGAGCCGGGAGACCAAGAAGGUCGUGGAAACCCAGAUGGAGCUCGAUGGAUGGUCUAAGGUGGAAGCUGGUGAGAGCUGGGCGCACUACAUCGACGAGUCCGUGGCGGGGAUCUUCCGGUGGCCUGGAGGGGAGAACUUGGGCAGCGUGUCUCAGGUUGCAAAUGAUGAGACCAAGCCCUAUCGCCCCGUAGUCGCCUCAGGGUAUGCCGUGGAGCUCGGACGAGGCAUGCUGCCUUGGAUUGUUGCCUGGCAUCGUCUAGGGGGCCAAGUUUGCAGGACGGAUGCCAAAUGCACACCGCUGGAUGAGAAGCUCGAGAAGGCCCACUUCCAUGACAUUGACCCGGUGACUGAGGAGACCGAGCUGUCGUGGGCCUUUGCAUCAGUUGCGGAGGACAGUUGGGGGGGGAGCCGCACCUAUGUUAGGAACUUCGUGAAGAAGCACCAGCCAAGAUGCGUGUUGAUCGAUGUGGCUAAAGAUGGGCCGCUUGAUGACCUCCAGACAGACCUGGAGAAGCUGGGUUACAGGGUAAAUACCUUCGACUGCUUGACGACGCACUACGGGGAUCCAACCGCGAAGAGGAAGGUCAUUGUUCUUGGAGCACUUCGCGAUGGACGUCGUGCCAAUGAUGGAGCUUGCAUGCCACCAAGGAGCGCGGCUGAGCCGACAAGCAUCCAACGCACGUUGGACCCAGCUGCAGGAUCGGUUAAGCCACAAUGGCUUGACCGGGACACCGAGCUGACCCUGAACAGCAAGAUCUCAACAUCAGGAGACCGCAUGCUACCAUGGCCUGCCGGCCACUUCCGGGAGAACCACAUGGAUGACCAGAAGGAACUCCUCUACGAUAUUCGAGGGCCAGCACUGACAUGCCGGAAGGGGAGAUCGAUGGUGGUCCUCGAUCACCGCGGUACCGAAGUCCAAGCACGGAGGCUCGGGCCGGAAGAGGAGUGGUUACUCAAUGGCGGAAGGCUCGAUGACGUCCGAGCACUACAUGAACUUGGGGCGAGUCAGGAAUACUUCAAGAAGAAUGCAGCGAUGAAGUUCCCACAACAAAGCGCCCACAGGAUUGUUGCUUGGUUCGAACGCUGGCGGCAGGAUCACGAGUCCACCAAUGCCUCAUCUGAGGCGAAAGUGGGGGUGUGCACCGACCCAGACAGGCUGAAAGCUGAUGAACAUGUUCGGGCCUGGAUGCGAGCUUGGCAAGGAGAUCAUCAGAACCCCCGGGCGAACUAUGAGAGAUGGUUGGUGUCUCAUAGACAAGGGGAUGAGGAGGUGGACAAGGUCGGCGGCCGCAGGCAAGCCCCGUUGAAGAGGGCGAGAUCAGCGCCGCCGGACCGACUGGUGCUGCCUAGUGCAAUUGGACGAGGUCGCGAACGGCUACAGUUGGACGCCAACAAAGAGCUUCGUCGAGAUCAAGCAUGGUUGGAUGCACUGGCGGCAGAGGCAGUCAUGUCCAAGCUCUCGGAGGGGACACGCGCAGGCUAUGAAGUUGGUUGGAGACAAUGGUGCUUGUGGCGACGCAUGGGCAACAAGAGCGUCUACCUGACCGGGGAGACCAAGGAUGAGCGGAAGGCCGAUGAGGAUGAGCUGCUGAGGUUCAUGACCUACCUGGCGCAUGUCAUGGGGCGGACCGAAGGGACGGUGAAGCAACGGCUCUUCGCGAUCAAGAUGGGCCAUUUGGUGGCAGGGCACGAUGACCCCACUAUGAACAGAGUUCGCAUCUGGGCAGCAUUGAAUGGCUACAAGCGAUGGCAGCCCGAGACCAAGCGCAAGUACCCGGUGCUGCCGGGGAUGUUGACCUGGAUCAAGCGGCGCCUGAGCACCAGUGAGACGCUGAGCAAAUGUGACCAGGUGAUCUUGUGGGCUGCCGUCAUGGUGGGUUUCUUCUUCCUCCUGAGAGCGUCGGAGUUCUUGGUGACGAUCGGCAGGAGCUGGGGCAGUACACGAACUUUGAAGGGCAGCGACAUUGAGGCCCGCAAGGACAACAAGCAGGUGGCAAACUUCUACCAGGCGGAGGAGAUCGUGAUCUACCUCAAAGGGUCAAAGACGGACCAAUACAACCAGGGCACCGUGCGCAAUCAGUUCCGGAGUGGCAAUGAACUUUGCGUGGUGGCGGCGCUCGCGGACUACCAGAACAUGAAGCCUGAACGUUUUGCAGGGGCAGAAGAAAACCAGCCCCUGUUCAGGUUUGAAGAUGGCAAACCGCUGCAACGUGGUGAUAUCCAGAACCUGAUCCAGUUGGCGGCGGUGGCAGACGGGCAAUCUACGACCCGAUACGGCUCUCACAGUUUACGCAUUGGUGGAGCUACGGCUAUGUACCAAACCACCAAGGACCUGGACGUGGUCAAGAGAUUUGGAAGGUGGAAUUCAGAUGCCUUUCAUGGCUACCUAUGGGAGUCGCAUGAGCGGCAAAAGGACCUCGCGAAGGGGAUGGCGCGUGCCGAUGGUCAGCUGCUGGCACCCAGGAAGAACAAGGGCUAUGAGGCUGAGCGCCACCCCCUCGAGAAACCGAAAGCCAUGUACGACCAGUCGCAACAGCAUGGCACCACGAGAGUGGGAACUCUGAUCGACAAGGGUGAACAUGGAGCCUUAGGUGACUUCAGUGACGAAGAGCAUGGAGCACAUGGCUACAUCAUCCUGAACGACGAGGAGAUCCCCACUGUGGAGUGCAACGGCGGCUGUGGAGAUGGAAGGGGAGCAGAAGCAGCAACCCUCUCCAGUCAGGCGGAGACGUCAACCGAGAAUUACAUCAACAACACCCUGGACUCCGAAGACGAGGAGUGGGAAGAAGCCUGGGACAUGGACCAACCACGGGACUAUCUCGACACGGUCGUCCACGUCUCCAGUCGUUUGGAGAAGAGAUCGCAGCUGGACCAUCACCUGCUGGACGCAGUCACUCGGGGCGAGGUGGGGGAGAACCCCUAUGCGGACUCCAAGCGAGGCUUGAUGCUCUGGACGUCCGUGCGGGCACAAAGCUUGGCCUUUAAGGGCGGCCUCUUCUGCCAUGCAGCGUCACCGGGCAUCGUGGACUCCGACCUUGGAAGGCAUGUUGUUCCAGCAUGGCUUUGGCCUUUUACCAAGCCCCUGCGAAUGCUUCUGAUGCGCUCCCCAGCGGAAGGGGCACUUGCAGUGGUGGGAGGGGCGUUGACGCCUCAAGCCACCAGCUGUUUUGGACGCUACUGGGACGGCGAGGCCCAAGUGGAAGAUCUGGUCAUCGAACGCAUGGGUAACAAGCAGCUGGCCCUUUCCUUGGUGAAAUGGGCCACCAAAGCCACCGCCCUGGAGCAGCGGGCUGACGGCUACGACCGCUAG